CUUUCUUUUUCUGUUUGUAUGUAAUCUCUCUCUGGUGUAUAUUGUACCAGGAUAAAAAAACAUAUACCUCCAAUACUUUGUACUACAUAGUACAGAUACUUAAGCAGCUCAAUCUUAUUGUAUGACUCGCUUAGAUUCUUGCAGGGUUCUAUUGUAUGUCGUAGGGUCCUUCUUUUUCCAUGUGCAUGUCCCUCUUCUCUCAUUCUCUUUCAUCCUAGUGGGCUUCUUUACGGAUCUUUUUGAAGGAGGAGAAAAAGAGAAGAAGAGCAAGGAAAGAAGCAGGGUGCACAUUUUAGUAAUAAAUACUCACAUACACGACGACGAUGACGACAACGCAUAUCAUACGAUACAGAUUUUGUCAAAUUUGCGUUAUCAUCCAGGGUUGUUGGUACGUUAUCAAUUUAAGUAGGACCCGUCAUUAACACAUUUUUCUUCAAGGGAAAGAGAGAAAACCCUGCAUGCUGAUUUAUAUGAUAUGUUAUAUGUAUAUAGAGUGUAGUAUAGGGCCUGAAGAAAAGGCUACUACAAUACAUAGAGGUUUCUAUUCACUUUUUCCAAAAUCGAGACUCCUUGCUAACGCAUGUUUGUUACUACUAUUACUAUCAAAUGCUUGUUGUGAUGGUAAUGGUUCGUCUCGUAAAGUGACACCGCCGCUGCUGCCGGUCGAAGGUUUAGUACUGUCAACUACCUCACCCACGGAAGGAUUUUCAAUAAUGACAGCCGAAGAAGGUAUAUGCGCAGACAUGCCAAUGGCAAUGGUGGGUGUCUGUGGUCCAGUGGAAGGGGGAGCGCGUGAAAGUGGUGGUGGUAGUGGUGGUUGUGGAGAUUUGGCAGCUGCACUAGCACUAUUAUUAGCAGUAGUAGUACUCGUACUGAUGACAGGUUGUUGUUGUUGUUGGAUUGGGGUCGUGGUGAUAAUAGGAGGUGGCAGGGGAGGAGUAGGCUGUUGUUGUUGCUGAGCGGCAAUCUGUUGUCGUGUUACACGUAGCGAGUCUUGUCGUGGUGGUACGAACUUGCCUCCCUUGGUAGUAGUAGUAGUAGUAGUAGUA
Messenger RNA from Zychaea mexicana, 1049 nucleotides. RefSeq lists its product as uncharacterized. The transcript has a single exon. The record is from RefSeq and is a predicted model, not a curated record. The coding region runs from base 459 to 959 and encodes 166 amino acids. NCBI's taxonomy places the organism in Eukaryota, Fungi, Mucoromycota, Mucoromycetes, Mucorales, Lichtheimiaceae.